Anthonomus grandis grandis is the source of this 2776-nucleotide messenger RNA. RefSeq lists its product as uncharacterized. The record is from RefSeq and is a predicted model, not a curated record. The transcript is spliced from 6 exons. Bases 37 to 2661 code for a protein of 874 amino acids. Lineage: Eukaryota; Metazoa; Arthropoda; Insecta; Coleoptera; Curculionidae.
UACCGAAUAAAUAAUUGAAAUAAAAUUCAUUCAGCAAUGUUUCCACCAUACAGCGGUAAUAAUGAAAAUGGAUCGCCUACUGAAGUGGAUAGCAAAAGUAACGAAGAAAGCCUUUUUAGUAUCCACAAAAAAAUCCAGCUUCACCUCCAAGGAGUCACAAACCUUACAAAAUCCGACGUAAGAAGAUUAGCAAUGAAGCUCGAAAGUUUCGCUUGCUCGUCUCCGGACCAAUUAAUCAUUUUAACGACCGCUCAAGACAUUUUGCUUAAGAUAUUUCAAAAUUUAAGCAAAAACGAGGAAACGCAGGUUUUGGCAUCCAGCCCUUUAAAAGCGCCACGUAAAAAACUGCUAGUGGUAAAAAGAUCAACUUUAAGCCCAUACAAUGUCCCAACACAUGAAGUUGGAAAUACGGCUUUUUCCUUUGUAUUUAGUCAGGGAUCAGAGUCUGUUGCAGCAUCACAAAAUAAUUUAAAUUUAACACUGCCGAACUCUCAAAAUCCAUGUUUCUCCCCUCCUAGAAAUACUUAUGAGCAAUCAGAAGUAAACAUGAAAAAUCCGUUGAUUAUGGAGAGUUCUGAAUCCUAUCAGAAUCAGGGUUUUAUUUCUUUCCCACAGAAUGAGCAACUCGGAUCAGAAACAAACAUGAAUAAUCCUCAGGCGAAGAAUAGCGACUUAGCACAGAAACAAAGCUUUAUGUUGCUGCCAUGCACUUUAAGCCAUCUAGGAUUUGAUGAAAGUUCAAAUUUAAAAGAUAAGUAUUUAGCUGUAAGUAAUUACGAAGAAAUAUCACAAAAGGAUUAUAAUGCUUUACCAUUAGAAGAUAAUGUACUGAACCUUCAGUUUAAUAGAGUUGAUAAUAAUAAUGAGGAGAUUAGUUUUCCUACAGAGCUGUUAACCAAUAAUAAUUUUCAAACCCCGUUAAGUGAUGGGGAGGAAAUAGAAGGGCAACAAUCCAUUAAAAAUUCCUCGAACAGCACAGAGAUCUUCGAAACUUUCGGCUAUAGUAUUCCCAAUUCAAAUAAAAUUAUUAGUAGUUUAAGUAGCUGUGAUUCUAUUGAAAUAAACACCGAAGCGAACACCUCUACAAAUGACAGUGUCCAUCUCCCAGCGUCUAGUGACAAUACUUUUGUAGCAGCCUCCAUUAUUAAUAAUGAUAGCUAUAUUGUUGAAGAAGCCAUAGCUAUCCCAUCCCAGCUUUCUCCUGACUUUCUUCAUCACGAAAAUCCCUUGAUCCGGUCAAAUGAAGGAGACAAACAAACCCAGGAGAAUUCUUUGUAUCCUGACUCAUCUUGGGAUAAAACUACUGUGAACUUAAACAAGUCCAUCGAACAACGUAAUAAUGAUGGCGAUGCAAGUGUUGAUAGUGAUCUAACUCAGAUUGUUGAAAACAUGGUUAUUGAUGAAGAACUCAAUUAUGAAAACGAUUUCCAAUCCCAUAACACAACUAGCUGUACUGAAAUGGUUGAGGUUACUCAAAACAACAGCACUAGUUUAAUAAAGUUUGAAAGACAGGAAAGUAAUUUGUCUGUUAUAGAAAAUACACCGCAAGCAAAAUAUCCAAGCUAUGCCAAACUACUUAAGAGCAUUCCGCCUCAAAAUCAUGACGCUGUGUCAGAUAUGGUGAUUGAUGAAACAGAAUAUCAUACACUAAGCAAACAUGAUUCUAUUGAGCAGCUAAAUAAACUCUGUUAUGAUUUAAAUCUAGGUUUAUCGGCUAACGAAACUAAUAAGGCUUCUGAUAAUCUUUCAAAAAAUAAUAAUAACAAAAUUUGGUGCAAAUCCCAAUCAUUUAGUUUACUAGAUAUUCAGUCUCUUAGAAAUGUAACUAAUACAGUAUGCAGUGAAGUUGAGGCUAUAAAACCUAUUACAGAAGAAGAUACUGCUAUGGAUAAAAAGACCGAAACUGAAAAUAUGAUACUCAUAGAUGGUGCCUUAGUUCAAAAUGAUCAGAGUGAUGAAAAUGACACUGAUGAAAGUUUUGCUAAAAAGCAAGAAUUAAAAGCUGAUAAAAUAGUCGAAAUACGUGCAAAAUAUACCGACAUGUGGAACGCCAUGCCUUUGUCGGAACGGGUUUCGAAAAGGUUUGUCGAAAAAUUUCAAAUUAGAAUUCUAGAGGAUCCCGUAGAUAGUUUGCUUGAUAUUAAUUAUAGGCCGAAUUUAAAUAGUUUUUACUUUCCAAGAGUCAGCCAAAAGGAAUUGUUAUGUAACCUUAAAGAAUCAAACGAUUUAUCUGUUCAGCUUUCCACAAUUUUGAGUACCGUUUCAGCAAAUAUGCUACAAAGAGAUCAUAUAAAAAAUAUGAAAGUUGCAGCAGUUGCUGAUAAAAAAAUAAGUUCACAAACCAGUAUUGAACAUUUUGACAUGGCAGUGAAAAAGUAUGAGGAGGGGAAUGAAGAAGAUAAUCAAUUAGAUACAAGUUCAACAUCGUCAGAACAUUCUCCGAAUCAUCAGUGGGUCAAAGCCUAUUUGAACAAAGCUAAAACAGACAUUUGGAAGAAUCUUCAAAACGAAGAACUACCGAUUGAAAGGUUAAGAUGGAACGAGGAUCUGAACGAAGGAGAGACAUCAGAGCCAGAUCUGACUGAAGAUGAGCGUUUCGAAAAUAUGUGCCGCCAGAUCGGCACAGCGGAUUGGUUAAAUGUAAAACCAGAUGAUUUAUAAAUAUUUUAUUAAAUUAGUAAUUAUAUAGUUAGAUUGCCCUUGAAAAAAUGUGUUUCAGAUCAGAUUAUCGGGCCUAUUGGGGAAUCCAGUACUUUUUGAUAUUUCAUGUUUUUAU